CAACAAAGUACAAGUUUCAAUUAUCCCUCAAUAGUUCAAAGUUUGUCACCUAUCAGGAAAACAAUGCUGACAAGUUCCAUCACAACCUCCUACUGAUUUCAAGUUGACUGUGAGCUCUUCUAGCAGCAUUAUGGCUUCCUGGCAGUCACCACCAGUCUUUGCCAGACAUGGAAGGACCAUAACUGGGUUUAUACUGUUCUUCAAAAAGAAAAGUUCUGGCGUGCCAGCAACAAAGUUAAAUAUAACAGAUGGAUCAACAUUCAGUAGAAAUGUUACUGGGCUUGAUGAGUACACAGAAUAUGAAUUUCAAGUCCUGGCAUAUACCUCUGAUGGUAAUGGACCAAAGAGCCCUGUCGAGGUAGAGAGAACAAAGGAAGCUGCUCCAUCACAAGCCCCAAGCAGCUUCAGUGUGAGUGCAGUUACUUCUACAAUUAUUACAGCAUCCUGGCAGUUACCACCAGUAGGCUCCAGAAAUGGAAUAAUUAAAGGAUUCAAACUGUUCUACAAAAAGAGAGGCUCUAAGGUAUCAACAACUGUCUUGCCUAUAGACAAUGGAACUGCACUAAGUACAGAUGUCAGUGGGCUUGACAUUUACACAGAAUAUGAAUUUGAAGUGUUGGCCUUCACUUCAGCUGGUGAUGGACCAAAGAGUUCUCCUGUAGUGGUUGUGAGAACCAUGAAAGAUGGUUGUGUUGAGUUCAAUCUUGGAAUGGAAGAUGGAAGAAUUCCAGACAGUGGAAUAAGUGCUUCUCCUUCCAGCACACCUGCCAAGAAUGGCAGACUGAACUACACAUCAGGAUCAUCAUGGUGUGCAGGAACAAGUGCCACUAACCCAUAUCUACAGAUUGAUCUACAGACACUUCAUAUCAUAUGUGCUGUGUCUACUCAAGGGAAUUCUAAAGGAGAUCAGUGGGUUAAGACUUACAGACUACAAUUAUCCACAGAUGGGACAAAUUGGGCAGACUACAUGGAAGGUGGACAAGUCAAGCUUUUGAGAGGAAAUGAUGAUAGGAACUCAGACAUAAAGCAUGUUGUUUACGGAGUGUUGACAAGAUAUGUGCGAUUCCUGCCACAAACACACCAGGGUGGGGUGUGUAUGAGAACAGAGGUAUUUGGAGUGGAAAAAAAGCCAACUUGUGAUAGGAGUGCCAUAGGUUUGGAAAAUGGUGGUAAAAAUUCCAGACAGCAGCUUCAGCGCCUCAUCACAGUUUAAUGAAAGAUAUGCAGCAAAAAAUGGCAGACUGAAGAAGGAUAGAGCAUGGGCGUCCAAGAAUAACAAUAAUGUUGAU
Messenger RNA from Stylophora pistillata, 1289 nucleotides. RefSeq names its product receptor-type tyrosine-protein phosphatase delta. Lineage: Eukaryota; Metazoa; Cnidaria; Anthozoa; Scleractinia; Pocilloporidae. Gene Ontology annotation, molecular function: protein binding. The record is from RefSeq and is a predicted model, not a curated record. Gene Ontology annotation, biological process: cell-cell adhesion.